Malus domestica (apple) is the source of this 1073-nucleotide messenger RNA. RefSeq names its product agamous-like MADS-box protein TM6. Gene Ontology annotation, molecular function: protein dimerization activity; DNA-binding transcription factor activity, RNA polymerase II-specific; RNA polymerase II cis-regulatory region sequence-specific DNA binding. NCBI's taxonomy places the organism in Eukaryota, Viridiplantae, Streptophyta, Magnoliopsida, Rosales, Rosaceae. Gene Ontology annotation, cellular component: nucleus. The record is from RefSeq and is a predicted model, not a curated record. Gene Ontology annotation, biological process: positive regulation of transcription by RNA polymerase II.
AUUACUAGAAAAAAGUAAGAAAAUUGAGAGAGAGAUUAUGGGUCGUGGAAAGAUUGAGAUCAAGCUGAUCGAAAACCAGACCAACAGGCAGGUGACCUACUCCAAGAGAAGAAAUGGGAUCUUCAAGAAGGCUCAGGAGCUCACCGUUCUCUGUGAUGCCAAGGUCUCCCUCAUCAUGCUCUCCAACACUAGUAAAAUGCACGAGUAUAUCAGCCCUUCCACUACGACCAAGAGUAUGUAUGAUGACUAUCAGAAAACUAUGGGGAUCGAUCUAUGGAGGACACACUACGAGUCUAUGAAAGACACCUUGUGGAAGUUGAAAGAGAUCAACAAUAAGCUGAGGAGAGAGAUCAGGCAGAGGUUGGGCCAUGAUCUAAAUGGUCUGAGCUAUGACGAUCUCCGUUCUCUUGAGGAUAAGAUGCAAUCUUCCUUAGAUGCCAUACGUGAAAGAAAGUACCAUGUGAUCAAAACUCAAACGGAGACCACCAAGAAGAAGGUUAAGAACUUGGAGGAAAGAAGAGGAAACAUGCUGCAUGGCUAUUUUGACCAGGAAGCUGCCAGUGAGAAUCCACAAUAUUGUUAUGUGGACAAUGAGGGAGACUAUGAAUCUGCACUUGUAUUGGCAAAUGGGGCAAAUAACUUGUACACUUUCCAGCUCCACCGCAACUCCGACCAGCUCCACCACCCUAACCUCCACCACCACAGAGGAAGUUCGCUCGGCUCCUCCAUCACUCAUCUACAUGAUCUCCGCCUUGCUUGAUCGUGAUCCGAGAGAUGAUUAAUCGCCACUAAGUUUUAUAUUAAGGUCACUUAUAAUUUUAUAUAUAUUCCUCAGAGACUUAACUGCUUAUGUUCUAAAGUGUUUUUUUAGUGAUGAUCUUUAGGCACUUGGAUUACCUCUAAAAACAUAUGCAUAAAUAUAUCUGGGAUGUUUUAUUUAAUAAUAACACUAAGACAAGAAUCUAUGGCCUGAAAGUAAUAAUAUUAUGAACACUUCCGUGCCCUUCUUGCUUGUUGGUUUGUUUGUAUAAUACUUCUAUUCUAUAUAUAUCAUGGCUGACACUGUUUUGGUA